Messenger RNA from Pistacia vera, 1017 nucleotides. RefSeq lists its product as uncharacterized. The record is from RefSeq and is a predicted model, not a curated record. The transcript is spliced from 2 exons. NCBI's taxonomy places the organism in Eukaryota, Viridiplantae, Streptophyta, Magnoliopsida, Sapindales, Anacardiaceae. The coding region runs from base 1 to 1017 and encodes 338 amino acids.
AUGGGACAAAUUCAUAGUAUCUUAGCGGGAAGAGUUCAAGGAAUGUUUUCGAGUGACAUCGAGAAGAAUCCAAAUGAGCAACUCAAUGCCAUCAUGUUGAGAACUAGUAAGGAGUUUAAAGUAUCAAGAAAAGCUGAAGAAACUAAGGAAAAAGCUGAAGACAUGAAAUUGGACAGAACCAACAAUGCCUCAACACAAUGCCUAGGCACAAAACCAGAACUUGAGAACAAAGCCCAAGAUGUGAAGAAAGAUGAAGCCUCUCUCUCGUAUCCUCACAGAGUGCAGAAACAGAGAUUAGACAAGCAAUUUGGUAAGUUCACGGACAUGUUUAGAACUUUACACAUUAACAUUCCUUUUGUAGAUAUGUUAGAGCAAAUGCCAAAGUAUGCCAAGUUCUUAAAGGAGAUCAUUACACAUAAAAAGAGGUUUGAAGAACAUGAGAUGGUCAUGCUCACCGAGGAAGGUAGCGCGUUGCUUCAAAAGAAACUACCACUGAAAUUAAAAGAUCCAGCGAGUUUUAAUAUUCCUGGCACAAUUGGUAGUUUUUAUUUUGAUAAAGCUUUAUGUGAUUUAGGAGCUAGCAUUAACUUAAUGCCAUUUUCUAUUUUCAGGAAACUUGGUUUAGGAGAGGUGAAGCCAAUUCUUGAUAUGGAAGAAGACCGGAACAUACCUUUAAUAUUAGGAAGGCAUUUUCUAGCUACAAGUAGGACUUUAAUAGAUGUACACCAAGGUAAACUAAUCUUAAGGGUGGAAGACGAACAAGUGGAGUUCAAUGUUUUUAACACGAUGAAAUGUCCAUCCGAGUUAGAUACUUGCUUUGAGAUUAGCAUUCUUGAUGACAAAGUAGUGGAAACCUUAGAAGAAAACUGCCCUAGCUCACCUCUAGAAAAUUGUUUAGUCAACUCUAGGAUUAUGGAGGUUGAAUUUGAGAGGGUAGAUGAACAACAAUUGAAGCCUUAUAUGUACGGUGGAUUGAAGGAUGGAAGGGUUUGGAUUUUCCUAGAUGAUCCAGAUUGA